GGUGUGGGCCACGCGGGGUGGGACGGAAGCCUCGCUGGGUCAGACCGUGGCGACGCGGGAAGUCCGGACGCCGUAGCGGCCUGAAGAGGAGGUCGCAGGCACGGUCUCCGGCCGCGACCAUGGCGGAGAGGCCCGAGGACCUAAACCUGCCCAAUGCUGUCAUCACCAGAAUCAUCAAGGAGGCGCUCCCGGACGGUGUCAACAUCUCCAAGGAGGCCCGGAGCGCCAUCUCCCGCGCCGCCAGCGUCUUCGUGCUGUACGCCACAUCCUGUGCCAACAACUUUGCGAUGAAAGGGAAACGCAAGACACUGAAUGCCAGCGAUGUGCUGUCUGCCAUGGAGGAGAUGGAGUUUCAGCGGUUCGUUACCCCGUUAAAAGAAGCUCUGGAAGCUUAUAGGAGGGAGCAGAAAGGCAAGAAGGAAGCUUCAGAGCAAAAGAAGAAAGACAGAGACAAAAAAACAGAUUCGGAAGAGCAGGACAAGAGCAGGGAUGAGGACAACGAUGAAGAUGAGGAAAGGCUGGAGGAAGAAGAACAGAAUGAAGAGGAGGAAGUGGACAACUGAAGAGGAUGGGGAGAUGCCCCUUGGAAGGAACCACGUGAAAACCUGGUACAUGUUUGUGUGAAGCUUUUUCCGGCUGGGCAGAGUAGUCUUAGGCAGAAGAGCCUGAGAAGAUUGAAAUAAAAACUGAAUUAUCAUCAGGAUUAUUAUCAAAGUCAGUGCUUCCCAGACUCAGAGCAUCUGAGGAGCAGAAUCCUGUUUUGCUUAAUCAGUCUCAAGGUUAUAACUUUUUGGCAAGAGGGAUUCUGAAUGGCAAAUUUAAUUGGUCAGUUUGAUCUCUUUUGUUUACAUACACAUAUAGUUAGGCAAUUGUUGGUCCCCAGUUCCCUCCCUGCCCCCCAGAAGAGUAAUAAUAACUUCCAUGCUGCCAACUGUGUCCCAGAUCACAGAGGCAGUUCAGGCUCAGGAAAAAUUAGGGUUUGAUCAGAGUCAACCUGUUUGAUUAUACAGUAUUUGGCAAUUCUAGCUUAUUUCAAGUGAUCAGAAUGGCUUAGCUUUAGGAAACUACUAACAGGGUUGACGAGAACAAUGAAAUCUGCUGUCUCUUCACUUGACAGUAACAUUAAUUGAAUUUUGUUUUCUACAGACCCACUUGACUUAGAGCCCUUCUGUAUUGUCUGUAACCAGGCCUGUAACCUUCUAUAUUGCGUGUAACCUGCUUGGAAGGCUACCUUCUAGGCACAUACUGUUUUUAAAUCCACAGAGUAGAAUUAGAUAAGCAAGGUUGCCAAUGUCUUACUCUUAUAAAACAGUAAGAUGGUUUAGUCUUAAAUGCACCUCACUGCCUGCCACUGUACAGCUUCAGGAUUUGUCAUCACUUCCUGGAAGGUAUAAAAUUCCAAGUUUUCGUGUCCAGUAGUCCAUCUUCCAGAUUUGUGACUAUGACUUUUCAUUUUUCCAAUUCACGACAAGUUCCGAACUUUAUUUUCUUCUAGGCACAACUUUCUCCCUCUGUGCUUCUCACCACCUGUCUCUGUCCUGCCUCUCCUCUGCUCCCCAUUCCCACUUUCUCCGUCCCUCUUUUUUUUACUUCUGCCAACCUAGGGACUUGGAUGACCUGCAAUAUCCCAGAGUAUGGGUUCCUGUGAUUCUCUAGUUCUAAUCUCAUGUCUUAAAACUGAUUUUGUAAACCUUUUUGACCCAUGAGGGAAAUCUGAUGGUGCUCAGGAAUUUAAUUCCGCCCCUAACCCAUCCCCUUUAACUGCUUCUAAGUAUCUCUGUUGACCUUUCCAGGUUUUCUUCUCUUUCCAUUUGGUGCUCCAAGCACUUUUUUGUUGGUCUCUUUAAGUUGAGUGCUUGGAGGUUGAAAGGUAGUGAAGUGUAGUUUGACACUGUUGAUUUAUUAAAUGAAUACAGUGGAAAGUCUGUUGAUAAAUUGAGUGAAGAAUAUUGAGAAAAUUAUAAUGCUUUGUAUAAUAAAAAACAUUAUUGUUAAAAGUGA
Odocoileus virginianus texanus is the source of this 2001-nucleotide messenger RNA. RefSeq names its product DNA polymerase epsilon 3, accessory subunit (gene POLE3). Gene Ontology annotation, biological process: DNA damage response; leading strand elongation; heterochromatin formation. Gene Ontology annotation, cellular component: CHRAC; epsilon DNA polymerase complex. Lineage: Eukaryota; Metazoa; Chordata; Mammalia; Artiodactyla; Cervidae. Gene Ontology annotation, molecular function: protein heterodimerization activity; chromatin DNA binding. The record is from RefSeq and is a predicted model, not a curated record.